Messenger RNA from Musca vetustissima, 2385 nucleotides. RefSeq names its product SCY1-like protein 2 (gene bma). Gene Ontology annotation, biological process: protein phosphorylation. The transcript is spliced from 17 exons. Lineage: Eukaryota; Metazoa; Arthropoda; Insecta; Diptera; Muscidae. The annotation marks the transcript as partial. Gene Ontology annotation, molecular function: protein kinase activity; ATP binding. The record is from RefSeq and is a predicted model, not a curated record.
AUGCCAGCCGGAACAAUGUUUUCGAAAUUCAAAAACGUCAACACCCCCGUUGUCCAGCAGACUGUCAUCGAUGGCAAUCCCAUUAAACAGUAUUUUGACAUUGGCAAACAGGUUGCCUGUGCUGGGCCAGAGUUGGCAUGGAAAAUCCAUGAGGGACACCGGAAAAAUGACGGAAAGGAAUGUUCAAUAUUUGUAUUUGAGAAGAAAAUUGCUGAAAAACUGCACAAACCGAGACGCAAAGAAACCAUUACGGAAAUUUUAAAAAAUUCGGUAAAAAAUUUGGAACGAUUUCGACAUCCAAAGAUGUUGCAGGUCAUUCACACAGUUGAAGAAUCGUCUGACACUUUAGCAUUUGCCACAGAACCUGUUAUGGCCAGUUUGGCAAAUAUUUUGGCAUAUCAUGAAUCCAAAACCUAUGAAAAUGUUAUGCCACCAAACUCGGGAAAUAAUCAAAACGCCCAACCCAAUCAACCUGCAGUACCACAGAGACCUGCACACGCCAAAGAGUAUACAUUUUUGGAUAUUGAAUUGAAGUGUGGAUUUUUACAGUUAGUGGAGGCGAUAACAUUCCUUCAUUAUUCGGGGCAUGUUAUACAUCGGAACAUAUGUCCGGCAUCAAUAUUUAUAACAAAAAGGGGUACCUGGAAAUUAGGUGGCUUAGAAUUUUUAGAAAGAAUGAAUGAGACUGAUAUCAAUGACUUUAUAACAUGUCAACCAUGGACAACUCGCAUAUCAAAAAUGGCACAGCCAAAUUUGGAUUUUAUGCCACCUGAAACACAAUUACAUUCGAAAUGUAGUCUUCUCAGUGACAUGUUCUCUUUAGGUUUAGUUAUUUGUGCUGUCUUUAAUAGAGGUCGACCGAUAAUACAAUCGGGAAAUGUACCCGCCAACUAUAUCAAACAAUUGGAAGCGCUGGAUGAAAAUGUACAAAAGAUGUUGCCCCGAGUACCGGUGCCAUUACAGGAAGCCACAUCUCGUCUAGUGAAUCGAGAUCCAACAGCCCGACCGACAGCUCAACUUUUGCAGUUGAUUAAAUACUUUGUCGAUCCUGCGGUAAAUGCCCUCAAGUUUCUCGAUGUGGUUAACAUGAAGGAUACAUCGCAGAAAACCCAAUUUUAUAAAGUUACCUUAAUGGAAAGUAUGCCGCUAAUACCAAAGAAAUUAUGGUGGCAAAACCUAUGGCCAAUGUUACAAUCGGAAAUUAGCAACGGCGAAGUGCUGGCAGCUGUCCUACACCCGGUCCUUACUCUAUUACAGGAUGCAUCAAAGCAGGAAUAUGAAAGUGUUAUGGCGCCAACAAUGAAAGUCAUACUGAGCGGUCCGAAAUCAAUACAGGCCACCGUUACCCUGCUGGAGAAUUUACAUUUGGUUAUUGAAAAGACACCAGCAGCUGAUAUUGUCACCGACAUAAUGCCAAUGUUAUUUUCCUCCUUUGAAAGUUCAACCAUACAAGUUCAGAAUGCAGCAGUUGUUGCCGUAACAAACGUCUACGAUUGUAUCACAGAAAUGUCAAUUAAACGCUUAGUAUUGCCGAAGGUAAAAUCUGUUUUCGAAAAGAAUUUAAACGAUCCGAAAAUUGUGCAAAAUGUUCUCAUCUGCAUAGAAAGUCUUAUGGAUAAGAUGGACAAGCCAGAGGUCACAGAGGAAAUACUGACGAUACUUGCUGGUGUCGAAAUACCGGAUCCAGAUUUAAUUAUGCGUUCAGUGCGUAUUUAUCAAAGGCUAUUUUGCGAUUCUGCAUAUGGCUUAACAACGGAAGCGGUUGCCAAUAAUGUGUUGCCCUUGCUGAUACCGCACACCAUCAAUCCGCACUUGAAUUUGGAUCAAUAUUGCUUUUUACUGGAGGCAAUUCAUGCAUUUUUGGAUAGUAUCGAUCGCCAACAAAAGACCCGCUUGAAAAUGGAAAACCUUUCAAUGUCAUCACCGGAACGGCAUCGAACACUGCGUCAUCAGUAUUCGACAGAUAAUAUGAAUGCGAUACCACCCUUUAAUAUACCCAAUUUGCGCAUUGAUCAGCGUAAAACAUCCAGUGCCGAAGAUAUGGCCAGAAAGAAUUCUGGAGGCUCUGGCAUGUUGGGUGGCUGGUGGUUUGGCUGUUCACCAUCAUCGCCGGAUAGCAAUUUUUUGCGCGUCGCCAAUGCAUUCCCGAAUCGACGGCUCUCGGACAAUACGCUAAUGACACCCAAAAUACGUAUUGCACCAUCGUGCGCCUCAUCGCCGGGUGGUACACCGGGCAGUGGUCUGCCAACGCGUCGCCACUCCAGCAUAGGACCACAGGAGAGACGUGGCUCAACCAUAAAUCUAUCGCCGCCUACGGCAUAUGGUUUCGGUGCAAGAGGUGGCUCAGGAUCAAGUCUUUCGGUUCCCUCAUCGUCUGUCUAUGUA